AUGUCUCAAUCGUCAAUUUCAGUCUUUCAUUCCUGUAUACCAACAAAUGUUAAUAUAUUUAGAAACGAGAAAUUACAGGCCAUUGUUCGGAUACCGGAUAAAAUAAAGAGCUUUUCAAUAACACCAAGCAAUGACUCUGAAGCAGAGGGGUGGAUCUUAGUUCUAGGGUCAGUCUCAGGACAAAUUUACAGAACAAGUUUUUCAGAGUUCAAGACACAGUAUGAGCAAGCACAGGUUGAUUUCCAGACUUCUUUAGAAAACCAGCAAAUCUUCACUGACCUGUUAGAUGCCUCCUCUCCAGUUUGUGAAGCCACUGAGAGACCAGCUGCUGUCAGCCCUGAUACUUUUGUUUAUACUUUAACACCAUCCCAUAUCAUUCUGUCCUUGAGGUGUCCAGUUCUAGAUGUCUGCCAAUCUUUGGGGUUCAUUUUUACAGUCACAGAGGAUGACAACUGUGUUAAAGUGCACUCAUACCCUAGUGAUGUAAGUCAUAGUUUGGCUGAGUCUCUCACAGAAAACAUCCUAGAAGUACGAGGACACAUGAAAAGUUCCAGCUGUAAGCUAUUUGUUUUGACAUGUGAUUUGAUUAAUCAUUCAGAUAGAAGAAGAAGCAGUUCCACUCUACAUAUUUCAUGUGAACUUUUUAAAAGUAUUUGUGGUGAGGUAGUACCACUAUGCAAUUCCCCAAUUUUACUCCUGACAUUAGGGGAGGGAUCAGUUUAUUACAGUCCCAUAAAGACCAACAUCUUAUCCUCACAAUUCUCACCUUUCAUGCUCUUAUACCCAACCAGUAAACCUGUGUUAAGAAUUCAAUCAGGUAAUUUGACGUUCAGAGAAAUGAACAGACCAGAUUCCGAUACACGUAUAGACCAAAAAGUUAUAAACUGUCUAGUGAUGUGUUCCUCAAAUGGAGACUGUGCUGUUCUGACACACAAUGAAAAGUUUGGAGCAGCCUUUGUUCAAUUUUCUGUUCCUUGUUCUGUAGUGGAUUUUAGGAUUACUGGACGUAAACUGUACAUUAGCAGUGGUGAAGAUCUCUAUGUAGCGGAUGUUGUGGUCUCUGAUAGUAAUGACAAGUGUGAAGUGGAAGUGCAAAAAAUGUUGAGCUUGAAAUUUGCCUGUGCAAAGGAGAUCCAUUGUGUACCUGAUUGCUCUGCUGUUGAAGAGGUUGCUUCUCACGUAUUAUGCAGAACAAAAUUAGGAAGAGUAUCUGUGAUAGAUGUCAACGUACGAAUAAAACAAAACACUGUCAACAGAGCAACAAAACAGGGUCAGCAUAUCAAGGAACUCCUCACUGCUAUUGAAAACUGUCACCUGCAAACCCAGACACUAGUCACCAAGGAAGAAAGACAACAAGAAUUCAUCUCCCAACUAAAUAUAGCCUCACAUCUCAUAAGAUACAAAGGACUGCUCAAGUGUGAGUGUGCUGUACUGCAGCAAGUCAGGGGUAGUGAAUUCUUUUUAUCUUGUAAAGUGACCAAUGAGAGUGGUUUAAAGUUGUCAUGUGACUGGAGCUUGCUUGUGGAUGUUCAUCAGUCUAAUCCAAACAAAACAACUUCUGCAAAUGAAAGGUUAGACAGAGGUGUUAGACAUAGUGACAGUGUACUCAUUCAAGUUAAUCUGCCAUCUCAAAACACAAACAAUCAUUACCAUGUUACACUAACUCUUUGUCUCCAUUUUCCAAAUGACCUUGAAAGUUUACCAGAAGAGAAAAGUAGCUUAUUGUUACCAAUCUUGGUUCAUCAAGAAAUACUUGACAUCCUCAAUUUUCUUUAUGAUGAAAAAUGUCUGUAUCAGAAAACUUGCCAGACAAGGUUAACGUUGCAUGCUUCAAUUAUGAAGAUGGCAUUAAGUCGCCCCUCAGCAAAUACAAUGCAAACCAAAUGCACAGCAAGAAUGGAGGAAGAUCAGUUAUCUGAAGUACAUCUUCUUGUACCUGCUGCUCUACUGAAAAAUCCUGAAAUCUCAGCUUAUGGCCAAGAUGUGGAAGGCGUUUUGAAGUUUUUAACUCAAAAUUGUCAACACCAAGUAGAUGUUUUGAACCAAGAAGCAAGAUUAGUGGAUCCAUCAGGAGAGCUAGUGAGAUUAUCUGUGGAGAUUUUGGACACUGGAGUAGAUGGGCCAUCACUGAAAAUCACCAUCUCUACAAGACCAAUCGCUUUAGCAGCUGCAGUCAGAGAAGCAGCCUCUAGACGUAUACAGAAUGCAGGGAAGAAUGAAAACUCCAAAGAAUGCUUACUGAAGGGUACUUUGCCAUCCCUUGAUAUUCCUAGUGUCUCUUCAUCUUCCAUGACAAAGAAGGAUCUUAUUGAAAUGUACAGACAAUUACGAUGUGUAUCUAGUAAUUAAAGAAAAGAGAAA
This is a messenger RNA of Saccostrea echinata, 2361 nucleotides long. RefSeq lists its product as uncharacterized. Gene Ontology annotation, biological process: interstrand cross-link repair. The transcript has 7 exons. Gene Ontology annotation, cellular component: nucleoplasm; Fanconi anaemia nuclear complex. Bases 1 to 2349 code for a protein of 782 amino acids. The record is from RefSeq and is a predicted model, not a curated record. NCBI's taxonomy places the organism in Eukaryota, Metazoa, Mollusca, Bivalvia, Ostreida, Ostreidae.